GAGAAGAAGGACGGAAAUCCCUUAUUCUAUACCUGCAAGAUUAUUACCGACUCGUCCCCUCGCAUUGGCAACCGCCGGAGCCCGGAGGAGGGGCGCUUUCUCCCAACAGGAAGCACAGGGAGACAAAAAAGGAAGGGACUGCGAGGCCGGGUCCAUCCCCCUUUGGCGUUCCUCUAACGUUGCGAUGGAUGUUUUUUUAAUUGCGAUUGAAUCGAGCUGUGCAGCGCUAGACGUUUGCAAGUCGGAAGCGACGCCUUUGAUAACGGCAUCCUAAUUCCCGAGGCGAUCGCUCCUGCUGAUAUGCGAACUCUCUCUCGGGCCUCGGCCUCCCCUUGUUUGCAGAAGUAAAGUUUAUCCUAAACCAAGAACUCUGAUAAACACAGGAGAAAACUUCCUUUGCAGGAAUGAGGUUUUACCAUACCUGCAAGCUACCUGGAAGAAUAAUGGGUAUCCGGCUACUUCACUUCUCUUCUAUAGUGAUUUUUUUGCUGCUUCUGGUGGCAGGUGCAUUAACAGCUUUACUACCUAAUAUUAAGGAAGAUAAAAUGCUCACUCUGCGAAGGGAGAGAAAAUCCCAAAGCCAGUUGGCUUCAGAUUCAUUUACUCUCAUUAUGCAGACAUACAAUAGAACAGACUUACUCCUGAAGCUUUUAAAUCACUAUCAAGCCAUCCCUCACCUCCAAAAAGUGAUAGUUGUGUGGAAUAAUGUUGGGGAGAAAGCGCCUGAAGAAACAUGGAAUACUUUGGGACCUCAUCCUGUCCCAGUCAUCUUCAAAGUGCAAACGGUAAAUCACAUGAGGAAUAGACUUCAGGUUUUCCCGGAACUGGAAACAAAAGCUGUUUUGAUGAUGGAUGAUGAUACCCUAGUUAGCGCCUAUGACCUAGUUUUCGCUUUCUCCAUUUGGCAGCAAUUUCCAGAUCAGAUUGUUGGAUUUGUUCCCAGAAAGCACAUACCCAGCCCUGCGGGGAUAUUCAGCUACGGGAGCUUUGAGCUUCAGGGUCCUGUCAUUGGCAAUGGAGACCAGUAUUCGAUGAUCCUAAUAGGAGCUGCCUUCUUCAACAGCGCAUAUCUAGAACUUUUUCAAAAGCAGCCUGAAGCUGUGCACACCAUGAUCGAUGAGACUCAAAAUUGUGACGAUAUUGCCAUGAAUUUCUUGGUAGCCAAGCAUACCGGAAAGCCAUCGGGCAUGUUUGUGAAGCCGGUAGACAUCAGGAAUUUAGAAAAAGAAAGCAACAGUGGUUAUUCUGGAAUGUGGCACCGGGCAGAACACUUGCUGCAAAGGUCCUACUGCCUUAAUAAAUUGGUUAGUAUCUAUGGCAACAUGCCUUUAAAAUAUUCUAAUAUUAUGAUUUCCCAGUUUGGUUUUCCAAACUACGCUAAUCACAAGAAUAAAGUAUAAGGAUAUGCGCCAAUAAAUGCUUCGACGUGCUUCUCGGCAAUUCAACUAAUAAACCAAGUAGGGAAGUGUGUAAAGAAAUCUGUAAGGGUACACAUUUUAUGGAGCUCUUUCUGCAAGAGCUCUAAGGGGAUGUAAAGUCUGGGUGAAACAUUCCAUCUCUUGUACUCAGCAUGUGGAAAGCUUUUUAGUUGGCUUUGCUAUUUAUCCCCAUUUCAGACAACCUUCCUCCCCCAAACACUUGAAUGCAGAUUGUCCCAGAAAACCAUGUGCAUUCACGUAAUCUAAGUUGCAAAUAUACUAUAUCUCCAGCCACAAUGUUUAAGCCAACACCCAUUUUUCACUUUCAGCCUGCCUGUUCAAAUAUGCCUGUAAAAGGAUGCAAAGAAUAAAUUCUCCAUAAAAUGUAGCAUUUUUUUCUUCACACAUCUGUACAACGAGGCUACACUUGCUUUAUAUAUCAGAUAUUGCUCCAGUGACACUGAAUAGUUUCACUCGUAGAAAUAUUUUCUGUGGAAUAACUUGAUGAUUUGAGAGCAUUUGCAAUAACAUUAUUUGCUUCCCCUUUCCACAGCUAAAUAAUAUUUUUUUAAAAAGCAAAUGGUGAGAUAUUUGUCACAAAUACAUUAUCUUGAUCUUGAGACGUGUGAAGAGUUUGCCCUUAUCUUCCACUAAACUUUUUAUUUUAACAAAAGCUGUUUGAAUUUUGAAGACAGUGCUAUUUUAUGUCUUAAGCCAAGAGCUAAAUAGUUUGCAGUGUUUUUUUUAACAUAAUGAUAAAAUGUUUCUGAACUUACACAACUUGUAAUAUCUAUGUGGUUGUUCAGUCUGAGAUCUUUCUAUAUUUCAAAAAUAUUGUAACACUUUUAAUCCCUUGCCUAUCAGUAAAAGUUAAUAAAGGAAAUUACAAGAUUGGGAAUUUUUCCCAUGCAAAUUGUAAUUCAAGACACAUUGUGUUUUCAACUAUAUACAUUCGACAGAAACCAGGUCUGAGAUCCAGAGAUCCUAUAUAAUUCUUUUUUUUUUUUUUUUUGCUUUUUCAAAGAAUCAAACCCCCCUAUCCAAAGCUGUUCAAUCCAUAUUUUAAUAUCCAACUUGUUUCAACUGAAAAUUUGCCAUUACCAAAAAAAACCCCAUUUUAUCUGUGCAAUAUUUUGAUCGGAUUAAAAAGAUUAAGCAUAGAUUACUAUACAAAAGCUGCAGCCAACAUCUGCAACAGUGAUCUGGGGCAGCUCACAGUAUGCUGGUAGAACAUAGAAGCCAAAGUAAGAAAUGGUAUCAAAGAUUUCUCAGCCUACAAUCAAUCUGAGUUCCAUUGCAAUUUUUUUUUAUUUGAAUGCACAUUUUUUUUCAGGCUCAUUUAUCUGAAGCUGGUGGCUUAUUGCUGCUUUCAAGGAAAUAAAAUGAAUAUUAGUAUUUGUUUGGGAACAGGUUGUGCUACCUUGUGUGUUAAGGUGCCAUAUUUCUAUUCAUUUAGUUAGGCUUAUUCUGUAUCUGAGUUUGUAUAUUUCUUUUCCUUCUGCUCAAUAAUUUUCAAUCUGUUGAAAAUACGUAUGAUUUAGAAUUCAGUGGUUCCUAGAGAUGUGACUGCCUAGUUCAGUUGUAUUUUGAUGUAUUUUGUAAAUGCAAAAGUUGUGCAUUUCCCCCCUCUUUUAUAGUCAUAUUGUUGGGGUAGUUGUUCUUUCAUCCUUAUUUUCUAAGAGAACUGCUAAUAAAAUGUGUAAUAUUGA
Messenger RNA from Protobothrops mucrosquamatus (brown spotted pit viper), 3127 nucleotides. RefSeq names its product exostosin like glycosyltransferase 2 (gene EXTL2). The coding region runs from base 405 to 1400 and encodes 331 amino acids. The record is from RefSeq and is a predicted model, not a curated record. Lineage: Eukaryota; Metazoa; Chordata; Lepidosauria; Squamata; Viperidae. The transcript has 5 exons. Gene Ontology annotation, cellular component: membrane. Gene Ontology annotation, molecular function: glycosyltransferase activity.